This is a messenger RNA of Dermacentor silvarum, 941 nucleotides long. Its product is annotated as E3 ubiquitin-protein ligase SIAH1. Gene Ontology annotation, cellular component: cytoplasm. Gene Ontology annotation, biological process: proteasome-mediated ubiquitin-dependent protein catabolic process; multicellular organism development. Bases 80 to 889 code for a protein of 269 amino acids. The transcript is spliced from 4 exons. Gene Ontology annotation, molecular function: zinc ion binding; ubiquitin protein ligase activity; ubiquitin conjugating enzyme binding. Lineage: Eukaryota; Metazoa; Arthropoda; Arachnida; Ixodida; Ixodidae. The record is from RefSeq and is a predicted model, not a curated record.
GGUCCCCAGAGCUAUACACCAACGUACUUCUCAAGCUGCUCCUCUCUGACGUCAGAGCUCAGCAUUCAACGGCCGCACGAUGAGCGCAAAAAUGUGGGAACCUGACGCGUUGGACUUGCCUGAAGUGGCGUCGGAGUUGGCCAGCGUGUUCGAGUGCCCCGUGUGCCUCGAUCUUAUCAUGCCGCCCAUCGUCCAGUGCGUGAACGGCCAUCUACUGUGCUCCCCAUGUUCGAUGAAAAUUUCCUCCGUUUGUCCACUUUGCCGGGAACAGAUCAGCCACGUCCGUGCCUUGGCUAUGGAGAAAGUGGCAGGAAAGCUUCCCUACCCGUGCAAGUAUUCGUCUAAUGGUUGCACUGCUCAGGCGCUCCUGAAUCAGAAGCUGGAUCAUGAGAGGACGUGUGAUUUCAGAACGUGUCCCUGCAUAUUCACGGAGGAGGCGACGUGCACGUGGAUCGGCACUGGUGAGGCGAUGGUUGCGCACGUCCGUGAAGUCCACCAGGACUGCCCCAUAGUCAAUGGCGACAAGAUGAAGUUCGUCGCCAACAACGUGGACAGCAGAGGUCCAGGCGUGUGGAAGAAAGUUCAGUCGUGCCUCGACCAAAUAUUCGUGGUCGUUCUCUCGCGCGAAUGCAACCACGUCAACCAGUUCUAUCUGCUGGUACAGAUCCUGGGUACUCUGAAGGAGUCCGAGAAAUUUGUCUGCCAGCUUAAGGUGAGAGGAGAAGGUCGCCUGCUCACGUGGUCGUCGCCGCCGAGUUCCAUCGUGGAAGGAGUUGAAGCGGUUAUCGCACGAAGAGACUGCCUCGUCUUCGGCGCGCAAACCUUCACCUGCGACGGGAAUCUGACCGUCGAUGUUACCGUGACCGUCGACGUUAGAGAAACUAUAUAGUACAUUCUGUAUCGGCCGUGGUUUUUGCCGAAAGAAGUGAAGCACUCGGUCG